CACACACACACACACACACACACACACAACAUGUUGUCCUAAUCCGGAGUGUGUGUGAGUGUUUAAAGCCUCGGAGUAGAUCGGAGCCCUGGAGGAACACACAGUUUAAUCCCGAGCUGAGGCCAUGCUGAGUCAUCUCUCUCUCAGUCUGAUCUGUGUGUUGGGACUCCUAAACACACGCACACAAGGAAUCGAACAUGAUAUGGGGCUCGUCACAUCAGGUCCACUCGUGUCUCCUCACUUUACUGGAUGUCGUUCAAGGGAGUUGGUGACGUUCUGGUGUCGAUGGAGUUCUGGAAGUUUCUCUAACCUUAGUGAACCAGGAGCACUCGCUCUUUUCUUCCAGAUGAAAAUAAUUAACCCCAGUGAGUGGCAGGAGUGUCCUGAAUACACACCCUCUGUACAGAAUGAGUGUUUCUUCAACAGAGACUUCACACGAAUCUGGACAAUAUACUGCAUCCAGCUGCGCUCAACUUUACACACACACAAUAUCACAUAUGAUGAGCAGUGUUUCAACGUGGAGAACAUUGUGUACCCUGACCCCCCCAUCAGUCUGAACUGGACGCUGCUGAACAUCAGUCGUUCAAGGUUGCACUUUGACAUCAUGGUGCAUUGGGCUCCGCCCCCUUCGGCAGAGGUGCACACGGGUUGGAUGAAUCUGAAAUAUGAAGUUCAUUAUCGUGUGCAAAACUCCUCCCACUGGGACAAGUUGGAUUUGGAGAGCGGGACGCAGCAGUCUAUCUACGGCCUCCACACGGGGAAACACUAUGAGGUGCGAGUUCGCUGUACGAUGUCUGCCUUCAAAAACUUCGGAGAUUUCAGUGACAGUGUCUUUAUUCACAUCCCAUCAACACUGGUGCAAGAAUCGAUGUACCCCAUUAGGCUGUUGCUGAUUGUAGGUGUUGUUUUGCUGCUGAUCUUCCUCAUCUUUAUCCUCAUCUCACAACAGCAGAGGUUGAUGGUGAUUUUGCUUCCUCCUGUUCCAGCACCUAAAAUUAAAGGGAUCGAUCCUGAGCUUUUAAAGAAAGGGAGACUGGAUGAGCUGAACUCUCUCCUCAGCAGUCAGCAUGUGUACAAACCCAACUUGUAUCCUGACGAUUCGUGGGUGGAGUUUAUUCAGAUCGAUUUGGACGACGUGGUGGAGAAAAACAACGCCUCAGACAAGCAGCGUCUGCUCGUCCCCUCUCAUCACGGCUCUACCCGCUGCCUAGGCUCCGCCCACAAAGGCGCCGCAGAUUCCGGUCUUCAGCUGGACCAUGACAGGGAAGAGCGCCACCCUCUGGUCAGCAGGAGCAACUCCACACCGACUUUGAAAAUGCAAAACGAGAAUCAAACUCACUCCGACCAUAAUGAUGGUAAUACGUGGAUGAACAUGGACUUUUACGCGCAGGUGAGUGACGUGACACCUGCGGGGGGGGUGGUCCUAACCCCCGAGCAACAGAACAGCACACUGAGCAAGAAGAAGGGUGACGAAAAAGAAGAAGAGAAGAAGAAGGAUAUCCAGCUGAUGGUGCUCGACCCUGGUGGAGGAUAUUCAUCUGAGAACGCUGCAGGCCACGUCGUCCCUGAGUCACCAUCCAAUCAGGAUCCGGAUCAGCCUUAUCACGUUCUUCAUCCUGAUGUCAAAGAAGAAAGAUGGGAAUCUUCCUAUAUCUUAGAGGCUCCUCCUCCUCCCUCUGUACUUCCGCCUCUUCCUGACUACACUGUCGUACAGGAAGUGGACGAGCAGCACAGCCUCCUUCUCAAUCCUACUCCCGAACCUCAGCUGCCAUCUUGCCCUCAGAAUCCGACCAAGUGCCCCCCAAACCAGCCCGUGGGGUAUCUGACACCAGAGCUGCUGGAGAACUUCAGCCCAUGAGUGUGUGUCACUGAUACACACUCAGCCUCCAAAUACACACGUUCAGAACCACCACAUCAGACCUGCAUCAGUCUGAACAUCAGCCAUGUGUUUAAUGGGGUGUGUGGUGAUGUGUACAUGCAUGUCAUGAAGAAAUAAUACCAA
Messenger RNA from Silurus meridionalis, 2002 nucleotides. RefSeq names its product growth hormone receptor a (gene ghra). The record is from RefSeq and is a predicted model, not a curated record. Gene Ontology annotation, cellular component: cytosol; external side of plasma membrane; growth hormone receptor complex. NCBI's taxonomy places the organism in Eukaryota, Metazoa, Chordata, Actinopteri, Siluriformes, Siluridae. Bases 125 to 1858 code for a protein of 577 amino acids. Gene Ontology annotation, biological process: positive regulation of peptidyl-tyrosine phosphorylation; positive regulation of receptor signaling pathway via JAK-STAT; cytokine-mediated signaling pathway. Gene Ontology annotation, molecular function: cytokine binding; growth factor binding; peptide hormone binding. The transcript has 9 exons.